Molecule: messenger RNA, 1095 nt
Organism: Phytophthora sojae
Lineage: Eukaryota; Oomycota; Peronosporomycetes; Peronosporales; Peronosporaceae
Exons: 1
Coding region: 1-1095 (364 amino acids)
Source: RefSeq, a predicted model, not a curated record
AUGCGAGCAACGCAAAGUCAAGUGGUUCGCGCGGCGACAGAAGCUGUGGUGCGUCCAUCACUACCCAUAGAAGGCGAACCGAUGGUGUCCGAUCGGCCACGGUCAACGAAGGGGCAAAAAGGGACUUCAAAUGUCGCUACUCGAACGUCAACCGCCAGGAAAUCAAGCAAGAAGAAAACGAACGCAUGUGCGCCCGCGGUGAACGGCAAAGACGUACCGGUGGAGAUUCUAUUUAUCCUCUCGACUACAGUGGCAAAUGCGACGACACUGCCGCAACACAGUUCAAGAGGGCAAAGCGCAGACACGGAACCGGGUCCUGCGGCAAACCCAAAGGCUACGCGGAGUAUUCACGAGCGAGCUUCAGCAACGCGAAGUACGAAGAAAAAGAAGCGGAAUCCACGCGUAGCUAUGAAGGGGAAACGGCAUGUUUCGCCAGUUGUCGCGACCUCCAGUUCAGCGCCUAAAGUAACUGCAACAACUGUGGAAAACAAAAAGAGAGCAACCAAAAAGACCCGAAGGUCAACGACGACAUCAAGCGCUCUUCCCGGUCCAACUACCCAGCCCUACAGAGCGGUUGGCGGAUUUCCCACGACGGUAAACAGCUAUGUGAACAGUGGGGAAGAACAGAGGGAGCCCACAUUGCCCUGCUCUGAGACUUCCAGUAGCAGUGACAGUGAGAUUGCAGACGACGACCAAGACAUUCUACCUUCCGCAGUGAACGAUUCAGACCGGGACUGGGAUUCGCAGAGUCGAACAGAUGACGAACAGCGUCGGCCGGAGACACCAAUGGACGUUAAUAUCUGCGGUGACGGUGAUCGGAAUGGCUUCGAUGCCUUAGAUUCAGAUGGGCCCUCUGAUGAAGGCGAGGAGUCGCACGAGGAAAAUAUUCGCUUUGUAGAUACUGGGGCAAAUUGGACUGAUGCCGCUAUUGCUGAGUAUAUGGCCGAGCUUGGUGCUGACAUCAACGACGACGACGCGCUUCUCAAGUUAGCUCGGACGCGAAACGAGAUCAAGGCGUGGGAAACCAACGGAUGGGAAGAAGGAAAUUAUAUAACAGUGAAAACGAAAGAUGUUGAUGGCACUAACUUCUACUGA